AUGACGCCCUUCACUGCGUGCGGCACUGUCGCGGACUACGCGAUCUUUGACGAGGAGCUAGUGGCUCUGAAGCCCAAGAACUUGACCUUCGACCAGGCUGCGAGCAUCCCGCUCAUUGGCCUCACCAGCUACCAAGCUCUGGUGGAGCACACGAAGCUCCAGAAGGGCGAGAAGGUGCUCAUUCUGGGCGGCAGCAGUGCU
This is a messenger RNA of Phytophthora sojae, 201 nucleotides long. RefSeq lists its product as hypothetical. The record is from RefSeq and is a predicted model, not a curated record. The transcript has a single exon. The annotation marks the transcript as partial. Lineage: Eukaryota; Oomycota; Peronosporomycetes; Peronosporales; Peronosporaceae.